This is a messenger RNA of Dimorphilus gyrociliatus, 331 nucleotides long. The record is from the annotation of a GenBank genome assembly. Lineage: Eukaryota; Metazoa; Annelida; Polychaeta; Dinophilidae.
UAUGUUGGAGGCGGAUCUAAUUGUAAUAUGGGGUUUGGUAGGCGAAGACGAAGCGCUUGAUUUCAAUACAGAUGAUUUUAUAAAACCAUUCCCUUCUUAUGAAAAAGAGAAACCGGUUGAUGCUCACAAUUCAAAACUCAUUGGUCUUAUUUCUUUGAGUGUUGUUUUUGGUGAAAUGUUAAUAUUAGUCUUAUUAGAUAUAGCUGGAAUAAGAUUUCAGAUUAAAAAACAUAUGAUACCGAAUAUUAAAUAUGGUAUUCGAAAUUGCACUAAAAAGAAGAGAAGAAAUUCCGUUAUUCCGCAAAAGUCCUUCAAAGCUAAAAUAAAAUGA